AUGGAUUGCUAAAAUGUCGUGUUCUGUUUUGGUUUCAUCUCGAAAUAAAGGAAAUCAAUUUUCAUAAUAAAUCCAUGAUUUUUAGAAUUAUACAAUAAGUGCAUUACAUAUGAAAAUUGGAAUCGUUUUCCUGCCAAUACGGAGACAUGAAUACUACAGCACCAACAUCAGCAGAUGCCUGCCUUAGCAUAGUUCACUCCUUGAUGUGCCACAGGCAAGGGGGUGAGAGUGAAGGCUUCUCAAAGAGAGCUAUUGAGUCCCUGGUCAAGAAGCUGAAGGAAAAACGAGAUGAGCUGGACUCUUUGAUCACAGCGAUCACAACAAAUGGUGCACAUCCAAGCAAAUGUGUCACAAUACAGCGUACACUAGAUGGUCGCUUACAGGUAGCAGGCAGAAAAGGUUUCCCACACGUAAUCUACGCCCGUAUAUGGCGCUGGCCAGACCUGCACAAGAAUGAAUUGAAACAUGUCAAGUUUUGCCAGUUCGCCUUUGAUCUCAAAUGUGACUCGGUCUGCGUUAACCCUUACCAUUACGAGAGAGUUGUGUCUCCAGAUCUUUCCGGGCUAACACUCCAAUCAGGACCUAGUAGAUUAGUCAAAGACGAGUACACAGCAGGCAUUGGUGGAAACGGCAUGGAUAUGGACACGGGGGAACUUGUGACCAUACAACACCAUGCAACUAGUCCCAGACAUCACCACGGCAACAUGCAACAUCACCACCAACAGUUCCAAACAACUAAUAUCAUUAUAAACCAAGGGCAAACGCCAGAUGGCGUUGCGAAUAUGUUUUCCGCUACGCACGGACCACGACCGUCGAUACGGCCGGGAGCGCCUUUGGUGCCUCAGCAAAUGGUGCAUUCGCCUGGAGCUCAAAUGUUAAACCAUCAAACCAACCAGAUGGGGCCGGGAACACCUCAAAUGGGGCCGGGUACACCACAGAUGGGGCCAGGGACACCACAAAUGGGACCGGGGACACCACAAAUGGGGCCGGGUACACCGCAAAUGGGGCCGGGUACACCACAAAUGGGGCCGGGUACACCACAGAUGGGGCCGGGAACACCUCAAAUGGGGACAAACGUACCACAGAUGGCGUCUCCGAGAAUGGCCUCUGCACCCACACAGAUGUCCCCGGGAACACCUCAGAUGCCGAUAAGUCAAGGCAUGUCGAUACCUAGUCCGCAACAAAUGGUCAUGGCGCAACAGAGGACUAUAGCGCCGAAGCUAGAACCGCCCGAUACAAUGGACGCGCGCGCGAUGUGGCUGCCGAAAAGAAUGAACCAUUCUGCCAUGCCAGUCAGUAUGUCCCCUGGUGCUACCACUCCGCUACUGGAUUCAUCCAACAAUACUUUCUUCACGACUGAGCAGACCACCACUGACACGCAAAUGACUCAAACUUUACCAGCGGGCUCAGUGGCCGUGUCAGCGGCAUCGGCGGCGCCAGUCACCGCGGUAUCGGCUAUGCCCACUGAGCCUCAGCAGAACGGCUUCCCCGCAGGCAGCCCCGCGCCACAGCAGAGUCCAGUGCCACACCGCACUCAGCAUCAGCAGGGUACAUGGACAGGCAACAACACUCUAACAUACACACAAAGUCUAGCGCCCCCGCCCGCCGCCCCGCCCGUCCCCGUCGAUGCGCCGGCGCAUCAUCAUCACUACUAUAACGGUAACCCCGGCGGUUUACUGUCGAGUCAGCCUGCGCCGGAGUACUGGUGCUCCGUGGCGUACUUCGAGCUGGACACGCAAGUGGGCGAGACCUUUAAAGUCCCCUCCAGCAGGCCCAAUGUUACUGUUGAUGGCUACGUAGAUCCUUCUGGUGGAAACAGAUUUUGUUUAGGUGCCCUAAGUAAUGUCCACAGGACAGAACAGAGUGAACGAGCUAGACUUCAUAUUGGCAAAGGCGUUCAAUUAGACCUACGUGGGGAAGGGGACGUAUGGCUCCGAUGUCUUUCUGAUCAUUCAGUAUUUGUCCAGUCUUAUUACCUUGACCGAGAAGCGGGCAGAGCGCCAGGGGACGCUGUCCACAAGAUAUACCCUUCUGCAUGCAUUAAGGUAUUCGAUCUGCGCCAGUGUCACCGGCAGAUGCAGACGCAAGCGCGCACGGCGCAGGCCGCCGCCGCCGCGCAAGCCGCCGCAGUCGCCGGACACAUACAGCCCGCACACCCUGGCAUGAACAAAUGCCUAUCAGCAGCCGCCGGCAUCGGCGUGGACGACUUGCGGCGGCUUUGUAUCGUGCGACUGUCGUUUGUGAAAGGCUGGGGCCCGGACUACCCUCGCACCUCCAUCAAGGAGACGCCCUGCUGGGUCGAAGUACAUUUGCACAGAGCGCUGCAACUCUUGGACGAGGUGUUGCACACGAUGCCGAUCGACGGUCCGCGGACGAGCAUCGAGUAGGAGUUGAUCGGCUUCUUUUGAGGCCUUCGUGCUAGCACCGCCCGCCUGGCGACUGCUCUCGUUGAACACUACUCAAAACACUUUACAUCCCUUUCCUUCUUCCUAAUUUGACUAUCUUUUGUCCUUGUUUUACCGCUCAAUACAAACACGAUACACUUUCCAUCCCUUUUUUUUCUCCUCCCAAUUUGACAAUCUUUCGUCCUUGUUUUUCGCUCAAUGGAAUUAAAGUACACUGUGCAUCCCUCUCUUUCCUCCAAUUCGACAUCUUUUCUGUUUGUCCUUGUUUUUUUCGUUAAAAAAUGGUAAAGUAACUCAUGUUGAAAAAGAUGACAAAUAUUAUGUCCUCGACAGGCUUGUUGCUUUCUUUUGAUGUUUAUUACUUUUCUGGAAAGGUUAAAAAUACGUCACUUAUAGAUUUUCCAAGAAGAUUUACAUUUGAUCAAUCCAUUUUUGACAUGUUUGUAGCAUAAUAAUAUAAUCCAAUUAAAAAAUAUACUGUACACGUUUUAUCAUGUCGUGAGUUAUGUAAAAAAGAAUAUUUUGGCUAUUAUUUUAAGUUAUCUCGUAGAGAUUAUUACUCUCUCCCAUAUUUUCUAUCCUUUUCCUUUCUACAAAGCCCAUGGAAGAAUAAAAGGACUUCAAUGUAGUGAAUCGAGUGUAAAACGAACUUUUAGUGCUAUAAUCUUACAAUAUGAUGAAGCGCCAUGGUUCAUUUAUAAUAUCAUAAAAUUCAGUCAUAGAUUCACAAUAGAUUUAUGUCGAAUUUUCACGUUUUAAGUGAGGAAGAGAAAAAGAUAAUUAUAAAAAGAUAAUAAUAUAUCUCCAUCACCACUAAUACAUAAUCCGCCAAGCACAAAACUUUCAUCUAUUUCGGAUUUUUUGAAGAUCAAUAAUAAUCCUAGUUUUACAGUUGAAGCUAUUGUCAAUGCCCUUUUGUAACUUAAGUACAAGAGACCACGCUAGUUUUCUAGGAAAGGGGUCAUAUAGCGUUUUUAAGAAACUUUUUUUAAGUAAUUAGUCAUGGUAAACCCGACUUUUCCCUUUUCUUCUUCAACUUAAGAGUAAAAGCUUGUACUAAGUUACGCAAGAGACAUUUUGUCUUGUUUUAACUCUCAAAUUACGUAAGAGAAAAAAUCCGUUUCGUUUUAACUCGAAGUCUGAACAGAAUCAAUAAGCUUAGAUUUUAGACUUAAAGUUUGUAGUGGGUCUGUUAAAGCUUAAGUAAUUCAGUCAUGGUAAACCUGACUUUUCCCUUUUCUUCUUCAACUUAAGAGUAAAAGUUUGUACUAAGUUACGCAAGAGACAUAAAUUCUCGUGUUAACUCGCAAGUUACGUCAGAGAAAAAAUCCGUUUCGUUUUAACUUGAAGUCUGAACAGAAUCAAUAAGCUUAGAUUUUAGACUUAAAGUUUGUAGUGGGUCUGUUAAAGCUUAAGAAAUUCUUAACCCAGUCUAGGUUAAGAAUUUUUUAAGUUUUUGUUAAAAUUAAAAAAAAAAUGUAUACCGUGGCGUUUUAUCAAUCAGUGUUUUUAUUAUCCCUUGAGUGGUGACGCGAUCGCUGGAACCAGGUGAAAUGUGCAAGUUUGUUUAGUGAUGUGAUAUGGAUUGUGAAAUGUUGUACAGUACUACGAUGGACUAUUCAAUGAUUUAGUAACGCCUUAUUCGCAUUAUUUGUGCUAAUUCAAUACACAAUUCUCUUAAGGUGCACGAGACGGGUCUGCCCGCGAAAUUCAAAUUUAAUUCGGUUAGUGAGUUUGACGUGAGUUACUCACAAAUUAGUCGAUACUC
This is a messenger RNA of Maniola jurtina (meadow brown), 4173 nucleotides long. It is a transcript of the gene Med, whose product is annotated as mothers against decapentaplegic homolog 4. The record is from RefSeq and is a predicted model, not a curated record. Gene Ontology annotation, molecular function: RNA polymerase II cis-regulatory region sequence-specific DNA binding; DNA-binding transcription factor activity, RNA polymerase II-specific; I-SMAD binding. Gene Ontology annotation, cellular component: heteromeric SMAD protein complex. Bases 147 to 2387 code for a protein of 746 amino acids. The transcript has 14 exons. Gene Ontology annotation, biological process: cell differentiation; transforming growth factor beta receptor signaling pathway; BMP signaling pathway. NCBI's taxonomy places the organism in Eukaryota, Metazoa, Arthropoda, Insecta, Lepidoptera, Nymphalidae.